Molecule: messenger RNA, 735 nt
Organism: Penicillium verhagenii
Lineage: Eukaryota; Fungi; Ascomycota; Eurotiomycetes; Eurotiales; Aspergillaceae
Exons: 1
Coding region: 1-735 (244 amino acids)
Source: RefSeq, a predicted model, not a curated record
AUGGUGAUUACUGCCAACCCCGGCAUUUUUGAGGUGGACUUGGUAUUCCCACGCAAUGCGACUUAUACUCCUCAGGCGCUAUCGCCCAUUGUGUGGGCGCUGCAGAAUCCAAGCUUGGCUCUCCCGAUAACGGCCUCCAUCACCUGGAACCUGUGGGAAGGCAACAGCCGUAGCUCCCCUGGUUCCGUCGCCGGAGGCCUUUUUGAGCUGACCGAGGAGAUCACGUCUAGUGAACCUUUUCUGCUUUCAGACUUUGUCAACACCAUGGCCUACCCAGAAGGCCAGUGGACCCUAACGUGGGAUCUAGAGUUCUACAAUUGCUCUGCACUCAACGUUGAUAACUACAACGUUGUCACCCGAGGAGGUUCUACCGUCUUCACUAUCGAUAAGUCGGGCCAGGAACCUGAUCUAGUGGCCGCCACUUCUGACGCUGAAUGUGGCGCAAUGGGAGCAGUUGCUUUGAACAUCACGGCCCUGGAUGAUAUUUGUGGUCACCUCGGUCCGACUCCAACCAGUAAUCCAUGCGGCGUGACCAUCAACUCGACAACCAACGCCAGUCUUUACGCCUCAGCAACUGCAUACGCCUGUUCGGCCCUUGCACCUGAGAAUGCGAAUGUGACCUGCCCGACUAGUUCGUCGUCUGCCAGCAAUUCUGCAGGUCGCUCACGCAUGGCCGCUGCGCCGGUCUUGUUGAUGCUGCUGGCCACGGUAACCAACUUGGUUUAUCUCGGGUGA